This is a messenger RNA of Symbiodinium pilosum, 287 nucleotides long. Lineage: Eukaryota; Dinophyceae; Suessiales; Symbiodiniaceae. The record is from the annotation of a GenBank genome assembly.
GCACUCAGUGCAUGUGAAGCAUCGGGGAAUGGAGCUUCGGCACUUAUCCUUCUCAAGGAUAUGAAGGAUCAACGGCUUCAACUGGAUGUGAUCGGUGCUAGCGCGGCCAUGAGCAGUCUUUCCCAAACAAGCUUGUGGGAGCAGAGCUUGGAGAACUUCCAGCAUAUGGCGGAGAUGAAGAUUGAAAGCAACUCCAUCGCUUGCAAUGCGCUCGUCGCAGCCUGGGACAAGGGAGGGCGGUGGCAGAGUGCAGUGUACACCUUAGGGCAGAUGGAGUGGCAACGAGU